AUGGCCGUUCAACUCGCUUCGGUAAUGACUGACAGCACGGAGAUACAACGCGAUGAUGUUCUGGUGGUUAUUUUCCUAUUCGGCUUAUAUGAGAUGUUUACAUCCUCCUCCCGCGAUGGCUCAUGGAUCACCCAUAUGCAAGGCACGCAAUCAGUCAUUGAACACCAAGACAGCACCAGGCUGGCAGAUGACUCAAAUUAUCUAUCGAUAUUAUGCACGCAUCUGGUUGUUUAUUAUUUGACUGAAAACAAAGAUCCACCACCGCAUCUUGACCGCUGGAUUCAGCAAAUUCCAUUUGAAAAUGACCUUAAGAAGCAUCUUGUCAGACUGAUGUCGGAGGCGUCAAGGCUAUGUAUGAGGCUAAGACAAAGGUGUGCCUUGAAAGGUGCCACUGACCAUGCUGAUUUGAGUGUCCUGGACGAUUCUCUUGCUCUGGAUAUGAAACUUGAGGCAUGGGCCACACAGCUGCCUCCAGCGUGGUCGUAUAUUGCCCAGACAUCACUGUCUCACAGCAAGCGCCCAAAAUGGUCCAAACAAUUGUUUUCAGGUCCAGGUGCGCCUGAAAAAAUGGUAUCCUACUUCACCUCUCUAUCGGCUAGCAAUUGGAAUCUAUGCCGAGCCACUCGCAUUCGACUUAAUCUCACGCUUCUAAAAUUCUUGGACAAACGCCCGUUCUUGUCACCUCAUAUCCCAGAACUGAGAGCACGGACUAUUGAGAUAUUGCUAAAUUUGACGAACGAGGUCGCUCAUACAUUAGCUUACUUGUUCAAUCUCUCCCCUGAUGGCUCCUCCGAUCUUGCGUCACCAAGUGAGAUCCCCACUAUCUGGGCUUAUAUGGUGAUGUGGCCUACCUUUACCAGCUACUUCUGCUUACAGCAGAAGUUGGUCAAAGAGAAAGAUACAUUACAAAGAGGUGUUUGGUUCAGAAAAGUGCUCAAUUUCUUGAGCGAGUCCGCCGGCAUAGCGAAAGUACGGAUUUUGGUCCAGGAAACAACAACCUAG
Penicillium argentinense is the source of this 1002-nucleotide messenger RNA. RefSeq lists its product as uncharacterized. The record is from RefSeq and is a predicted model, not a curated record. The coding region runs from base 1 to 1002 and encodes 333 amino acids. NCBI's taxonomy places the organism in Eukaryota, Fungi, Ascomycota, Eurotiomycetes, Eurotiales, Aspergillaceae. The transcript has 4 exons.